This is a messenger RNA of Sycon ciliatum, 7242 nucleotides long. Its product is annotated as multifunctional protein CAD-like. Gene Ontology annotation, cellular component: cytosol; cytoplasm. Gene Ontology annotation, molecular function: metal ion binding; aspartate carbamoyltransferase activity; amino acid binding. NCBI's taxonomy places the organism in Eukaryota, Metazoa, Porifera, Calcarea, Leucosolenida, Sycettidae. The record is from RefSeq and is a predicted model, not a curated record. The transcript has 39 exons. Gene Ontology annotation, biological process: L-citrulline biosynthetic process; L-glutamine metabolic process; 'de novo' pyrimidine nucleobase biosynthetic process. Bases 119 to 6685 code for a protein of 2188 amino acids.
AAAAGCAAGAAGGAUUCGCCUGAUUCGAAUGUAAAACUGACUGACGGCUUCAUUGGCAGUCAGGUUUUCUGGUAGUGGUCUCCUUCUGUUGGGCAAAGUCGGAGGCAUUGGUACUACAAUGGCCAACCGCUCCGCCACACUACACCUUCAAGAUGGCUCAUCCUUCGUUGGUACAGCUUUCGGUGCUGAGCGGAGUGUUGCCGGAGAAGUCGUCUUUCAAACUGGCAUGGUUGGAUACCCUGAGUCUCUCACCGAUCCAUCGUACAAAUCACAAAUUCUGAUCCUAACAUAUCCGCUUAUCGGCAAUUAUGGUGUCGUCAAAGCGGAGAAGGACGCACUGGGCCUACUGAAGACUUUUGAGUCAGCUGGUGUUCAUGUGUCUGGCUUUGUUGUGGGCAACUUGAGCGAGAACUACAGCCACUGGGCUGCUGCUACAUCUCUUCAUGCAUGGCUGAAGGAACACAACGUGCCUGGUUUGUAUGGAGUUGACACUCGAUUCCUAACACAGAAGAUCCGUGAGCACGGCACAGUUCUUGGAAAGAUCAUCCUGGAAGGGGACAAGGCCGAGGCUACUGAAUGGGAAGAUCCUAACUUGAGACAUUUGGUCGCUGAGGUAUCGUGCACUGAAUCAACGGUCUACAAUCCUGAUGGUGAUGUUUCCAUUGUUGCUGUGGAUUGCGGUAUCAAGACCAACCAGAUCCGUUGUCUUGCCGAGCGUGGUGCUCGUGUCAAGGUUGUCCCAUGGAAUCAUGACUUCAGUAAAGAAGACUGUGAUGGUGUGUUCCUUAGCAACGGCCCGGGUGACCCAUCUCGCUGUGACACGACUAUUGAAAACGUCAAAGAAAUGCUCGGUGCCAGUGAACCUAAGCCGAUGUUUGGCAUUUGCCUUGGUCAUCAGCUGAUGGCCUUGGCUGCUGGCGGCUCUACAUUCAAGAUGAAGUAUGGUAAUCGUGGUCACAACCUGCCUUGUAUCCUUCCGGACACCGGUCGCUGCUUCAUCACUACCCAGAACCAUGGCUUCGCCGUUAAUCCCACUGCAAUGGAGGACAGCUGGACCCAGUUGUUUGUCAACGCUAAUGAUGACACCAACGAGGGCCUUGUCCACAAAACCAAGCCGUUCUUCAGCGUCCAAUUCCAUCCAGAGGCCAUGGGUGGUCCCCAAGACCUGGAAAAUCUUUUUGACGUCUUCCUGGACACUGUGCGUGCAUCGAAGAGUGGCAACAAACCUUCUGUCUACAACAACCUUGUGACUCGCUACCAGGCAGAGAAACCCAAGUUUAACGCCAAGGUGUCCAAGGUGCUUGUGUUGGGCUCCGGUGGUUUGUCCAUUGGUCAGGCUGGAGAGUUUGACUACUCUGGAUCACAGGCUAUCAAAGCUCUGAAGGAGGAGGGCCUGCGCGUUGUUCUGAUCAACCCAAACGUUGCCACUGUACAGACGUCGAAGGGCAUGGCAGAUAACAUCUACUUCCUUCCCAUCACGCCUCACUAUGUGGAGCAAGUUAUCGAGCAUGAGCGUCCCGACGGCAUUCUUUUGUCGUUUGGUGGACAAACAGCUCUGAACUGCGGUAUCAAGCUGACCAAGUCAGGUGUGCUGGAGCGCUAUGGCGUUGAAGUUCUUGGUACCCCUGUGAAUGCUAUCAUCAACACCGAGGAUAGGCAAAAGUUUGCUGAUGAGCUGGCACAGAUCAACGAGUAUGUUGCACCCAGUGAAACUGCAUCUAGUGUCGAAGAUGCAUUGGCUGCUGCUGAACGCAUUGGCUACCCAGUGCUGGUGCGCUCUGGCUUUGCUCUUGGUGGGCUUGGCUCUGGCUUCGCUGCCAACCCCGUGGAGCUGACCGCACUGUCGCAGAGAGUUGUCUCGCAGGGUGGUCAGGUGACCAUUGACAAGUCACUGAGAGGCUGGAAGGAGAUUGAGUAUGAAGUCGUCCGUGACGCCAUGGAUAACUGCAUCACUGUGUGCAACAUGGAGAAUGUAGAUCCUCUCGGUAUUCACACCGGUGAGAGCAUUGUUGUUGCGCCCAGCCAGACCCUCACCAACCUUGAGUACAACACACUGAGAACCACUGCCAUCAAGGUAGCUCGACGUAUCGGAAUCGUAGGUGAAUGCAACAUCCAGUACUGCAUGAACCCAGAUUCGAACCAGUACUACAUUAUUGAGAUGAAUGCCCGUCUCUCAAGAAGCUCUGCCCUGGCCAGCAAAGCCACUGGAUACCCAUUGGCCUACGUAGCUGCUAAGCUGGCGCUUGGCAAGCCGUUGACUGACCUGAAGAACUCGGUUACCAACUCAACCACCGCCUGCUUUGAGCCCAGUCUUGACUACAUAGUCGUCAAGGUGCCACGCUGGGAUCUUGGAAAGUUCAUCCGUGUCAACAACAAGCUCGGUAGCUCUAUGAAGUCUGUUGGAGAGGGAAUGGCCAUUGGACGCACAUUUGAGGAAGCGUUGCAGAAAGCACUUCGUAUGGUGGACGAGAAUGUGAUGGGAUUCGAUCACUCUGUUGUGGAGCUUUCCGAGGAGGUCUUGUGCAAUCCAUCGGACAAACGCAUCUUUGUGCUGGCCAAAGCACUGCACGAAGGUUACACAGUCGACCGUCUGCAUGAGCUUACUCGCAUUGAUCGCUGGUUCCUGUAUCGAAUGGAGAACAUCAUCAAGUAUGGCCUCAUGCUCUCCACGUGCGGUGUCAAGAUGGAAGUUGCUGACCGCCAGUUGCUUCUGGGCGCCAAGAAGCGUGGUUUCUCAGACAAGCAGAUUGCUCACGUCAUGGGAAGCACCGAGAUUGCAGUUCGUCAACAGCGUAAGGCAGUGAAUGUUGUGCCCAACGUCAAACAGAUUGAUACUGUUGCUGCAGAGUACCCGGCUGCAACCAACUACCUGUAUCUGACGUACCACGGCGAACACAACGACGUCACCUUUGGCAACUCCAACUACGUGAUGGUGCUUGGCUCUGGUGUCUACCGCAUUGGCAGCUCUGUUGAGUUUGACUGGUGUGGUGUGGGCUGCAUCCGCGAGCUGAGACGACGUGGCUACUAUACUAUCAUGGUCAACUGUAACCCGGAGACCGUCAGUACUGACUACGAUGAGUGCGAUCGUCUGUACUUUGAGGAGAUCUCGUUCGAGACUUCAAUGGACAUCUACGACAUGGAAUGCCCCGAUGGCAUGAUCCUCUCCAUGGGUGGCCAACUCCCUAACAACAUCGCUAUGGCUUUGCACAGGCAGAAGGUUCGCAUCCUUGGUACUUCUCCCGAGUGUAUUGACAAUGCUGAGAACCGAUUCAAGUUCUCGCGUCUGCUUGACAACAUUGGUAUCCAACAGCCGCAAUGGAGGGAACUCACUGACCUGGAUGCUGCCCUUGAGUUCUGCAAGGCUGUGCGCUUCCCUGUCUUGGUGCGACCGUCGUACGUGUUGAGCGGUGCUGCUAUGAGCGUGGCCUACAACGAGGACGACCUGCAGAUCUACCUGACCCGUGCUGGCAAGGUGUCCAAGGAAUACCCGGUUGUCAUUACCAAGUUCAUCUUGGAGGCCAAGGAAAUCGAUGUGGAUGCCGUGGCGAGGAACGGCGAAGUCCUGUGCAUGGCAAUUUCAGAGCACGUGGAGAACGCCGGUGUACAUUCCGGCGAUGCCUCUCUGAUCCUACCAGCGCAGGGCCUGAACGAUGAGACGAGAAACCGCAUUCACAACAUUGUGUACGCCAUUGGCCGUGCCCUUGAUGUCACCGGUCCGUUCAACAUGCAGCUCAUUGCAAAGAACAACCAGCUGAAGGUGAUUGAGUGCAACUUGCGUGUAUCGCGCUCCUUCCCCUUCGUCUCCAAGACACUGAACACCGACUUCAUUGCUCUCGCAACUGGUGUGAUCGUCAACGGUAAUGUCGACGUCCCCACCGAUCUGUCUGGUGAUGGCCGCGUGGGUGUUAAGGUACCCCAGUUCUCUUUCUCUCGUCUCGCUGGUGCUGAUGUUAUGCUCGGUGUGGAGAUGUCCAGCACUGGUGAAGUUGCCUGCUUCGGUGAGAAUCGCUAUGAGGCUUAUCUGAAGGCAAUGUUGAGCACAGGCUUCAAGAUCCCCAAAAAAUCCAUCCUGCUUUCUUUCGGAAAGAAUCGUGAUGAGAUGCUGGAAGCAGUUCGCACUCUUCAUUUAAUGAAGUAUGAGCUAUACGGUAGUCCAGGCACUGCCCAGUUCUACUUGAACCGAAACAUCCCUGUGAAGGUCGUGGAGAACUGGCCAUUUGAAGAAGGUACGCCUGCACCAGGAAGCAUUGCUGACUACCUGGCAAAUCACAAGUUCGACCUGGUCAUCAACCUGCCAACGGGUGCUCGCAAGCCCACUCCGACUGUGACCAAGGGCUAUAUGACCCGCCGCAUGGCUGUUGACUAUGAUGUGCCGCUCAUCACUGACGUCAAGGCUGCCAAGCUCUUCAUUGAGGCUUUGAAGAGGGUUGGUGGUGUUCCACUGAUGAAGCCACACGUUGACUGCAUCACCACGCAUCAUACAGUGAGACUGCCCGGUCUGAUCGAUGUACAUGUGCAUGCUCGCGAGCCGGGCGGUGAGCACAAGGAGACGUUUGAGAGCUGCAGCCGGGCUGCUCUUGCUGGCGGAGUCACCACUAUGCUGUGCAUGCCCAACACCAACCCGCCGCUCACCAACCUCAAGCACUUCAAGAUGGCGCAUAAGCUUGCCCAAGACGGAGCUUGCUGCGACUACGGCUUGUACGCUGGAGCUGGCCCAGACAACUUCACAGAGCUUCAUCGUAUUGGCGCAGCUGCCUGUGGCCUGAAGAUGUAUCUCAACAAGACAUUCACUUCGCUGCGACUGGACGACAUGUCCAUAUGGCUACGGCACUUGGAGAACUGGCCGAGUCACUUACCACUUGUUGCACAUGCUGAGAGGCAGUCGAUGGGUGCUGUCAUCCUGCUGGCAGGCUUGGCCAAGCGUCCCAUCCACAUUGCCCACGUUGCGCGCAAGGAGGAAGUUCUCAUCAUCAAGGCAGCCAAAGCAAACGGUCAGAAGGUCACUUGCGAAGUCUGCCCACACCAUCUCUUCCUGACAGAUAAGGACGCUGAGCGACUUGGCAAGGGCUGGGGCGACGUAUGCCCAUGCCUUGUCUCACAAGAGGACCAGGAUUCACUCUGGGACAACCUUGAUGUUAUCGACUGCUUUGCAACUGAUCACGCCCCACAUGCUCUGUCAGAGAAGCAGUCAGAGACGCCGCCACCUGGAUUCCCUGGCUUGGAGACCAUGCUGCCUCUCCUGUUGACCGCUGUGCGUGAGGGCCGCCUCACCUUUGAGGACAUUAUCAAGCGCCUCAGUACCAACCCACGGCGUAUCUUUGGCCUUCCAGAGCAGCCUGACACUUACAUUGAGGUCGACAUGGAAGAAAAGUGGACUAUUCCAGAGGCCAUGCCUUUCACAAAGAGCAAGUGGACACCGUUCGCUGGCAGGGAGGUCAUCGGCUCUGUCCGCAAGGUUGUCCUGCGUGGCAAGGUUGCCUACAUCGAUGGUGCGAUCCUAGCUGAGCCCGGCACUGGUCGUGAUGUGCGCUCUCUGGAGAACCUUCAUUUGAUCACACCUGCACUCCCUCCGUCGCCGCCAGCACAGCCAGCGGCUCGCGUGCGUGUUCCAGCCACUGUGUCGGCAACUCGCGUCAUCAGUCCCAAGAAGCCGAUGCACAUGGAGGUGCGCACGUCUCGCACACGCAUGCUCUCCGAGUCUUACGACUGCGAUGAGCAUGAGCGUUCGUUAUCGCCACCUCCGUUUGGAAAGGACUCUGUGAGGCAACAUGGACUCAGUGGACAGAAUGUGUUGGCUGCUGGACAGUUCGGAAGAGAGCAGCUUCAUCAGAUCUUCAAUGUGUCUCACCAGAUGCGACAGCUUGUAAUGCGUGGUGGUGGCUCUGACUUGCUCAAGGGCCGUGUGAUGGCAAAUGUGUUUUACGAGGUCAGCACAAGGACCCAGCUGUCGUUCGCAUCAGCCAUGAAGCGACUCGGUGGAGAGGUGAUUGAACUGGCGCCUGACAAAUCCUCUGUGCAGAAAGGAGAAUCGCUUUCCGACUCGUUACAAGUUAUUUCUGGCUACUCUGAUGUUGUUAUCCUGCGCCAUCCCGAGCCAGCUCCGUGGAAGAAAUGCCGUUUGACCAGACCACUGAUCAAUGCUGGUGAUGGCUGUGGUGAGCAUCCCACUCAGGCGCUUCUUGAUGUCUUCACAAUCAGAGAAGAGAUCGGCACUGUCAAUGGCCUCACUAUCACGAUGGUGGGUGACUUGAAGCAUGGCCGCACAGUGCACUCUCUGGCUAAGCUGCUGUCGUUCUAUCGCAUUCAGCUGCGCUACGUCUCGCCGCAAUCUCUGCGCAUGCCGGACGACGUGCGGGAGGUCGUAUCCAAGGCCGGCAUUUCACAGACUGAGUUCUCAUCGCUGGAGGAGGCUCUCGUCGACACCGAUGUCUUGUACAUGACGCGCAUUCAACGCGAGCGCUUCCCGUCGCCCGAGGAGUAUGAUCAGGUCGCUGGCUGCUAUGUGCUGACUCCGGAGGUUCUGACCAAGGCCAAAGAGAAGAUGGUUGUCAUGCACCCGCUGCCUCGUGUUGAUGAGAUCAGUCCGGCCAUCGACUCCGACCCACGCGCCGCCUACUUCCGCCAGGCCGAGUAUGGAAUGUACGUGCGCAUGGCACUCCUCGCUAUGGUUCUUGGCGUAGCGUGAUUGGCACGGAGUGUAUGAUGAACUCGUGAAUAAGAAGAUGGCUAUGGUGAGCCAUAGGACGUGCUGUUUUUGUACAGUCUGCCUCCGCCAGCCAUUGCCAGUGCGCAUAUUUUUCUUAGCUGCUGAGCUGCUUUUGUAUGGCUUGAUUACGUCGCACCGACACUGUGCUGACCAAGCUCUGCAUGCAUGUGGAUGAACUCCAGCCGAAGAAGAUUGCAAAAAGGCCCCUGACAAAGUCCCUGUUGUACGAAUGCUCUCUUGACUGUGCAUUGGACUGGUCAACGCGAUCAGAUGAUCCAUGAGAAACCACAGCUGAAUAUUUGUUCUCCCUAGAUUGAGUUUCUUUUCUGCCAGUUGCCAGAACAUCAUCUACCAGUAUGAAUCUGAAUCCUGGCUAUUCAAAAAAUUAAUGUCUGAGCACAUUUCUUUUUCAAAGGGAACUAAAUGAGUUUCUGUUCUGUCAUCAAACUGUAUCUCCAUGAGUAGUUUCAUGGUACGUACUUGUAUAUAACCCGAACCACUUUGGUAAUAAAGACACACCAAGGUUACCAAUAGUA